GCCCGACCCGCCGGGGCUCGGGUUACCAGUGACUGACAGCGUCUCCAUGGCGAAUAAUUUGACUCCGACUAUUGUCUGGCGCGGGCAGGCCCCGGGUCAGAUAACCAGACCAAUCAGGGCGCGGGCCGCCGCGCCUCAUGCCCGCUUAGAAUAAUAUUAUUAAAAAAGCAGCGAGCGAGCUAGACGGGAGGGAGAGCGAGAGAGAAACGAGCGAGGGAGCGGCGGGCGGGCGCGGAGCAUGCGGAGCGGCGCCCCGGGCGACCCCCGGGCUUGGACGAGGGCGCAGGCGAGGCGCGAAGGCGGCGGGGGCGCGGAGGAGCGCGGCAGCUGCGGCCGGCGCCGGGACGGGCUGCAGUGACUCGGAGUUCGCCGGGAGACCGCGCGGGGCCGGAGGGGCAGCCCCGCCCGCCUCUCGGCGCGGACGGCCCGGCGGGGAGGCGCCCAUGCCGGACAGCGCAGCGCGGUGAGGGCGCGCGCGGGCGGGCGGGGGCGCAGCCGGCACCAUGUCCAUGCUGCCAACCUUCGGCUUCACGCAGGAGCAAGUGGCGUGCGUGUGCGAGGUGCUGCAGCAGGGCGGCAACAUCGAGCGGCUGGGCCGCUUCCUGUGGUCGCUGCCCGCCUGCGAGCACCUCCACAAGAAUGAGAGCGUGCUCAAGGCCAAGGCGGUGGUGGCCUUCCACCGCGGCAACUUCCGCGAGCUCUACAAGAUCCUGGAGAGCCACCAGUUCUCGCCGCAUAACCACGCCAAGCUGCAGCAGCUGUGGCUCAAGGCGCACUACAUCGAGGCGGAGAAGCUGCGCGGCCGGCCCCUGGGCGCCGUGGGCAAAUACCGCGUGCGCCGCAAGUUUCCGCUGCCGCGCUCCAUCUGGGACGGCGAGGAGACCAGCUACUGCUUCAAGGAAAAGAGUCGCAGCGUGCUGCGCGAGUGGUACGCGCAUAACCCCUACCCCUCACCGCGCGAGAAGCGCGAGCUGGCCGAGGCCACUGGCCUCACCACCACGCAGGUCAGCAACUGGUUCAAGAACCGGCGGCAGCGCGACCGGGCAGCGGAGGCCAAAGAAAGGUACGAGGAGAACAGCGAGAACUCCAACUCCAACAGCCACAACCCGCUGGCUGCGUCGCUCAAUGGCAGCGGCAAGUCGGUGCUAGGCAGCUCGGAGGACGAGAAGACGCCGUCGGGGACGCCAGACCACUCGUCGUCGAGCCCCGCUCUGCUGCUCAGCCCGCCGCCGCCCCCUGGGCUGCCGUCCCUGCACAGCCUGGGCCACCCUCCCGGCCCCAGCGCCGUACCCGUGCCGGUGCCAGGCGGAGGCGGCGCGGACCCGCUGCAGCACCACCAUGGCCUGCAGGACUCCAUCCUCAAUCCCAUGUCGGCCAACCUCGUGGACCUGGGCUCCUAGAGCCCCGCCUGCCUCGACGCGCUCGCCUUCCAGGCUUGGCGCUGGGGACCGCAGAGACAAUGUCGGGAGGGCGCCCUGUGCCGGCGGCCCCAUCAGGUACUGAAAGUCCCACUCGCUGAGCGGGCAGAACGGCCGGCUGAACUGCCGGCGGGGGCAGGGUGGAUGGCUCUUCGGUUUGGCCUUCGUCUGGGAUUUGUUUUCAACAAGUUGCUUCUGAGAUCGUUUUGGAGGCCUGGGAUCCGGCCUUGAACCUGGGAAGGGAAUAAAUUAUACACCAUUCUCAUAUUCUCUCUCCAGACCUUCUCAUCCCUUUUAUCCUUUUCCCUUCCCUGCUCUUUCUUCCAGUUCCUUUCCCUUCCUUCUCUCAUGUCCUCUCUCCGUCCCCUUCUUGCUUUCCCUGGUCCCGAUCCCUCCAUAUUUCUGGCUUGUCACCCCUCAGUAUGUUUUUGUUUCUCUAUUUCUGUUUUUCUAUCUCUCCUCUGGCCGGCCCCUUGCUCUCCUGGCCCCAAGAUCUGUACCCCCGAGCCUUUCUCCUCCUUCCGGGAAGUCUUUUUGCAUCCUCCUAACUCGCUUUCCCGGGUGGACGUGGCAGGGGAAGAGCAGAGGAACCAGGCCUUUUCCAGAGGCCCUCCCCAAGGUUCAGUGGGGCUGCAGGUGUCCGCUCCGCGCCUAAUAACUUAAGCGAAAGAGAAAGGACCGGGGUGCUGGGGACUCGGAGCGGCGCCCUUGCCGCUUGCCCCUCUGUUUCUCUCCAGUGAGGCCCGCCGCGUUCUCUCCUCUUCCUCCCGGGGCUGGGGCCACAGUGCUCCGGCAGAGUGUGCCUCCCGAGCCGCGGACUUGCCGUCUCCCUGUUACGCCCUCAUGUGAAUGUUCUUCGGGAAAUAUUUCUGCUUUUAUUUUAUAAUAAAAUUAGAAAUCAUAAAUAUA
Molecule: messenger RNA, 2327 nt
Organism: Mustela erminea (ermine)
Lineage: Eukaryota; Metazoa; Chordata; Mammalia; Carnivora; Mustelidae
Gene: SIX2
Product: SIX homeobox 2
Exons: 2
Coding region: 504-1400 (298 amino acids)
Biological process (GO): regulation of transcription by RNA polymerase II; kidney development
Cellular component (GO): nucleus; transcription regulator complex
Molecular function (GO): DNA-binding transcription factor activity, RNA polymerase II-specific; RNA polymerase II cis-regulatory region sequence-specific DNA binding
Source: RefSeq, a predicted model, not a curated record